Messenger RNA from Odobenus rosmarus divergens (Pacific walrus), 767 nucleotides. RefSeq names its product OX-2 membrane glycoprotein-like. Gene Ontology annotation, molecular function: cell-cell adhesion mediator activity. The record is from RefSeq and is a predicted model, not a curated record. Gene Ontology annotation, biological process: negative regulation of macrophage activation; regulation of immune response. Bases 57 to 767 code for a protein of 236 amino acids. The transcript has 3 exons. Lineage: Eukaryota; Metazoa; Chordata; Mammalia; Carnivora; Odobenidae.
UAAGUCCAGUUAGAGAAUAAAAUACUCCAUGUAUUAGUGAAGAUUUUAUAAAUUUCAUGGGUUUUCCACGCCAUUUCAUUCUCCAGCUCCUCAUGCUUCCCAUCUGGGUACAAGGAUCAGAUUCUCCAUACAGAAUAAAAUACAAAAAUAAUGAAACAGCCAUAUUUGGAGAAAAUGUGACCAUCUUCUGCAAUUUAACAACUCCAGCAGAUGUUGUGCAAAUUACCUGGCAGAAGAUUCAAGGUUCUUUGCCACAAAAUAUUGGCACAUAUAGCAGUAUAUAUGGAGAAAAGAUUCUUCCACCAUACAGAGAUCGGCUGCACUGUGAGGUCAUCGAACCCAAUUCCUCAUUCAUAACUAUCCGUGAAGUAACAUUUGAAGAUGAAGCCUGCUAUAAAUGUCUAUUUAAUGUGUUCCCACAUGGCAGCCAUGGCGGACAAAUCUGCCUUAACAUUAUAGCUGUAUCUGAAUUAAAAACUGAACUCCAGUCCAAUCUUGACUCUGAAGAUUUUCUUAGAUUUAUUUACUCAGCUGUGGGAAAACCUGUUCCUCAAAUAUCCCUUUUCCCAUCACGAGUCUUGAUUAAUCCACCAGAGGAAUACUUUGCUCAGAACCCAAAUGGCACGGUGACUAUCACUAAAAUGUACAACAUCUCCUUGGAGACUGUAAGGUCCCUAGGUCUCCAAUAUCUGACUGUGCGUAUGGAUCAUCCUCUAAGGAAUGAAGAAAAGAUUGUUCCAUUGUCAGUCAAACAAGAAUGUAAGUAG